This is a messenger RNA of Aureococcus anophagefferens, 1404 nucleotides long. RefSeq lists its product as hypothetical. The record is from RefSeq and is a predicted model, not a curated record. The transcript is spliced from 2 exons. NCBI's taxonomy places the organism in Eukaryota, Pelagophyceae, Pelagomonadales, Pelagomonadaceae. Gene Ontology annotation, molecular function: carotenoid dioxygenase activity. The coding region runs from base 1 to 1404 and encodes 467 amino acids. Gene Ontology annotation, biological process: carotene catabolic process.
AUGCUCGUGCAGCUCGUAACUCUGCAGCUCUGCGCGCGCACCGCCGCCGCGCUCGGCGGCCCGGCGCUCCCGCCGAAGCUCCGCGCCAUCGAGCAGUCCCUGCGCGGCGCCCACGACGCCAAGGCGGCCUUCCGGACGGAGGAGCUCUUCCGCGGCUGCGACCGCGAGCAGCUCGCGCCGGCGCCCGCGACCGUCGCGCGCGGCGCCGUGCCGGGCGACCUGCGCGGCGCGAUCCUGCGCAACGGGCCGAACGCGCGGCCGUGGGGCAGCGGCGGCGGCUGGCUCGACGGCGACGGCAUGGUCCACGCCGUCGUGCUGGGCGACGAGGGCGCGACCUACAGCCGCGCCUGGCUGCGCACGGCGGCCUUCGCCAAGGAGGAGGCCGCGGGGCCCGGGAAGCUCUUCGACGGCUCGCUCGUCGCGCCGCAGGGCUUCAAGCUACUCGUCAACCUCGCGAAGAACUUCGCGAACGCCCUCCAGCCGCAGAAGGACACGGCGAACACGGCGCUCGUCGCGCUGGCCGACGGGCGGUGCCUGGGCCUGAUGGAGCAGUGCAAGCCCUGCGAGUUCCGGAUCUCGUCGGACGGCACGCUCGAGACGCUCGCGGCGGGGUCGACGCUCGGCGGCGGCAUCGAGUUCGGGCCCCACCCGCUGAGCGGCGGCGCGCUGACGGCCCACUUCCACGGCGACCCCGUCACCGAGGAGCUCGUCGGCGUCACCUAUUCGAGCACGUCGCCGCCCUACGGCCGCGUCGACUUCCUCGACUCUCGCACGGGCGAGAUCACGCGCACGAUCGGCGUCGACAUGCGAUCGCCGGUCAUGCUCCACGACUCGGCGAUUUCUCGGAAGCACGUGAUCAUCCUCGACCUGCCGCUGACGGCCUUUCUGUACGAGUGGGUCGUCGACGGCGACGCGUGCGUCCGGGAGCGCUACCUGUCGAGCGUGCCCGUGGAGUUCCCGGCGAUCGACCCGCGCUGCGUCGGGUCCGCGGCGCCCUGCGCCUACGCGAUCCGCCCGCGGACCAUCGGCGGCCCGAAUCGCUACGGCCCGCCCGCGGAGGGCAUCCUCAUCGACGCCGUGGUCAAGUUCGACCUCUCGGACCUGCACGACGACGACGCCGCGACGUCCGACGCCGACUGCGUCGCCGCGGAGUGGGUCGCGCCGGCGGGCUACUUUGUCGUGUCGGAGCCGUCCGUCGUGCCGAAGCGCGGCGGCCGCCCGGGCGACGGCGCCUACGUCCUCGUCUUCGUGACGAACGUCCACGACGACGGCGAAACGCGCGACUCGAAGCUCGUCGUCCUCGACGGGGACGCGCUGGCGGAGGUCUGCGAGCUCGACCUGCCCAACGACGUGCCCUACGGCCUCCACUCGGCCUGGGUCGACUGGGCGGACCUCGCGCACUAA